CAUCAACAGCACAUAGGUUUGGAACAUUGUUCAUGGCGGCUUUACCAUGUUUCUCAUGCUCAAGGUUGUUGUAGCCAACUCUUUCUAAGGCCUUUUCUCCAUAAUUUGGAUAUCUUCUAUCUUCUCCUUGCUAGCCUAAUCUUGCUAACCCUAAUAGCGACAACUAAAUCUUUGAGACCACCUCCAUGUGAAAAGGGAUCAAGUUUGUGCGAUAGCCUAAAGAAAGCCCAGCUUGUAGCCUUAUACAUGACCUUAACUCUUGUAGUAAUUGAUUCUUCUGGUUCACACUACAUGUUUGGAUCGAUGGUGGCAAACCAGUUCAACUUGGAUAAGCCCAAGCAU
This is a messenger RNA of Thlaspi arvense, 342 nucleotides long. The record is from the annotation of a GenBank genome assembly. Lineage: Eukaryota; Viridiplantae; Streptophyta; Magnoliopsida; Brassicales; Brassicaceae.